AUGCGUCUCUCAUACAAGCUUGCAAUCCCUCACAUUCUGAGCCUGCUUCACAGCAGCGGGGCUGUGAUGCUGAGCGAGCGCGACCUUCCCCAUGUCGCGACUACCAACUACGAUUUCGUCAUUGUAGGAGGUGGCACUGCUGGGAACGUCGUCGCAAAUAGGCUCACAGAGAACCCGAAUUUUAACGUGCUAGUACUCGAAGCUGGUCCAAGCGAUGCCGGGGUUUUGGCUCUCCAAGUCCCAUUCUUGUGCACUACGACCACCCCUCAAACACUCUGGGACUGGAACUACACGACGGUAUCUCAGCCAGGCCUGAACGGUGCCUUAGUCGGUUACCCUCGUGGCUAUGUGCUUGGUGGGACAAGUUCCGUCAAUUGCCUGGUCUACACACGCGGCUCUAAAGCCGACUUCGACCGCUAUGCGAACUUCACAGGAGACGAAGGCUGGUCAUGGGACAACAUGCUGCCCUAUUUCAAGAAGAGCGAGAAGUUCACUCCACCGUCGGACCGCCACAACACCGCGGGACAAUUUGACCCCUCAGUACAUGGCUUCGACGGUCUGAACUCCGUCAGCCUGCCUGGAGCACCCACGGCCAUCGACGACCGCUUCGAGGCAGCCAUUGAUCAGUUGGGCGGAGAGUUUACGUGGAAUCUGGAUACGAAUUCGGGAUCGCCGCUUGGCUUUGGAUGGUCGCAGGCGGUAAUCGACGGCCCGUCAGCCAGUCGCAGUAGCUCUUCGACGGGGUACCUUGCGCGAGAGUUCUUGCUUAGGCCGAAUCUUCAUGUUCUUGUGAACGCACAGGUGUCUCGGGUGAUUAGCGAAAGGACUCGGGAUGGUGUUCCGGAAUUCAAGACGGUCGAGUUCCGCUUGAAUGGAGGAGAUACCCUCUUCACCGCAAGCGCUAGCAAGGAGCUCAUCCUAUCUGCCGGGGCGACAAAUACUCCCCAAGUGCUUAUGAACUCAGGAAUUGGUAGUGCAUCGCACCUCAGCGAGCACGGGAUCCCGUCCAUCGUUGACCUCCCAGAUGUCGGCGAGAAUCUCUUCGAUCAUCCUAUCAUCACGCUCUCCUGGCGUGUCGACUCGAACAUGACGUAUGAUGACUACAAACGCAACUCGGCCCUCCAGGACGAGGCGCUUCAGACAUGGAAAGAUACUCGCCAGGGAGUUUAUGCUAAUGGAAUCUCGCAACACAUUGGAUUCGUACGUGUACCAGAUAACAGCAGUAUCUUCGUGAAUGCCACGAACCCUGCAUCCGGCCCAGGUUCGCCACACUUCGAGAUCUUCGUCUCAAAUUUUCUUCUCGGUGCCACACCAUCUGAGGGAAACUACCUCAGUAUCUCGACAAUCCUGCUUACCCCAGGCGACAAUGCGCGAGGCUCUGUCAAGCUAAACUCGAGCGAUCCAUUUGCCAUUCCGCUCAUCGACGCUGGACUGCUCGCUGAUGACGCUACCGACGUCGCGCUCAUGCGCGAGGCUGUCAAAAGCGUUCUCCGUCUAGCCUCAGCUCCUGCUUGGGGCGAUUACAUUAUCGAGGCUGCAGAUUCCGCUCAGCCGGGUUUGAAUGCGACGGAUGCUCAGCUGGACACUUUCAUCAGGACCAACACACGCUCUGCAUACCACGUCGUCGGUACCUCAAGCAUCACGAGGAAAGGAGCGGAAGGAGGUGUCGUCGACCCCGAUUUCAAGCUCAAGAAAGCUGCGGGCUUGAGGAUUGUGGAUGCUUCAGUCCUGCCUUUCGUGCCAGCCGGGCACAGUCAAGCAGCGACGUACGCCUUGGCAGAAAGAGCCGCCGAUUUAAUCAAAGCUACACAUUCUGCGUAA
This is a messenger RNA of Cyclocybe aegerita, 1821 nucleotides long. Lineage: Eukaryota; Fungi; Basidiomycota; Agaricomycetes; Agaricales; Hemipholiotaceae. The record is from the annotation of a GenBank genome assembly.